Molecule: messenger RNA, 2984 nt
Organism: Orbicella faveolata
Lineage: Eukaryota; Metazoa; Cnidaria; Anthozoa; Scleractinia; Merulinidae
Biological process (GO): negative regulation of transcription by RNA polymerase II
Cellular component (GO): Sin3-type complex
Source: RefSeq, a predicted model, not a curated record
AUUAUUGGAUCUCAACUUUGCCUUGGCCCACAUGGACAGAAAAAAUGACUCAGUUAACAGGGAACGCAAGAAAACCAUGACGAUGAUGGCAAUGAGAACAUCACCAAACAAAAGGUUUAAUGAGCAAAACGGUUGCUGUGCACAUGGGUUAUAAAUCUUUGUACAUUUCUUUGCUGUCCUCUGCAAAACAAGAAUGUGAAAUGACCAAGUUCUGUGUAGUCUGAGGAAUGCUGACACUGGCAGCUAAGUUUUUGUAUGUGCAUUUAGAAUUGAACACUGCCAUUGCAUAGUUAGCCACCUUUUGAGAGCCAUUGGCAAACUGAACAGAUCUAACAAUUGCAAAUUUUUUAGGUAAAAUAUAAAUUCACUUUUGAAUAGGCAUCGUCCUCGCCUUCACCAUCGUCAUUGCUUAACUUCCCUUAUAAUCCAUAUCAGGACUUCACACCAGGUAAAUAACAACUGUAGUAAGUUCUGCAGUACGUCAUGUUUCUUGAGUGUCAAUAACCAUUGUCAACUAUGUUUUCCCUAUGAUGUAGUUCCAAUGUCUGGCCCAGAGAGUGGAAGUUUUUACAGGCCACAAAUUGACCAAGCCAAUCUAAAGGUUGGAAAGCCUCUUCAGAAUCGCCCAAUAGCUCCAGCUUCUGGUUCACUUGCUGGAAUGCUUCCUAGUCAUCUGGCACCGAGUCUUGUAGCAAAUAGCAUGCAAGGCUUUAGUGCAGGCCAUCCUCUUAUAGCUUCAAUGAUGAGGUUUCCGCCACCUGCAUUCUCUCAUGUUCCUGCAGGGGCUGCCGCUGGUGCACUUGCUGGGGUGACACCCAGGAAUACUUCUUUACGCAACCCAGCAAUGCCCCCUACUGUUAAACCUGCAGGACUAACCAGUCAAGCUCAUGGCAGUGGAGGUCAAUCACAAGCACAUGCACCUGUGACAACAAGCUCUUCAUGUCCGUCUUCUUCUGGGACAUCUACUUCUCAUGUGGCUACCGUAGCAGUAGCUACAUCCAUGCAUCAGCCAGGAACAGAACACAAGGCUGGUGAAAUGCGUGAGCCGAGACCAAAUUUGAUGUCUGAUUUGGCAAGGAGAGGGGCAUCACCAACUGUCCAGCCUUUAGCUGCAACCCACCCUCCUGCUUCUGUCAGCAACAAAGUCAUUUCCAUUGUGCCAUCAGCUUCUCUUCCUCAAAGNCAAUACUUUCAAGUACGUGUAAAUGCUGUGUUUUUUUUUUGUUUUGUUUUUUUUUCAUUUGCAGUUGUUGGAAAUGAAAGUCGAAUGGACAGAGCACAUCAAGCAAUACCACAGUUUCCAUAUCACCCUGGAAUGGCUGGCAUGGCAGGAAUGGCUGGUCUGUUUUAUCAGGAUGCAUUAGUACACCCAGGUCUUCAUGCACAGUACCACCCACCAGCCUUUGGUCCAAUGCAGUCUCUUGCUAGGUCGCAGAGUGUUGCUACCUCGGCAGCAGCAGCAGCUGCAGCUCAAGUCGCAGCGGCAGCGGCAGCUGGAGUAAAUCCCAUGCAGAUAAUGGAUCACCCAAGACUCAUUUUUCAGCCUUCAGCCGCUGCACUAGGUGUGGGAGGUAUGUUUUGGUGUGAAAACAGAUACUUUCAAAACUCACUAUUAUGGUCGUGGCCUGACGUUGUUUGUUCUUUUGUAAGGUUACGCAAACCUCCAAGCCAACUGCCAUUCACUGCUGAGAUGCUAGUCACCACUCAGACUGAAGCGGCAGCCAGUCCCAGAUCCGACAGUACACUAUCAGCGCCACACUCGACACAAAAUUCUCCAAAGCCUGCAAGUGAUUCUGGAAGUCAGUCGAACGAGCCUGCUGCAGUCACAACGACCAGCGUCACUACAGCAGAACCACCAGCUGUCAGUCAAUCUGCGCCGGUGUCACCGAACAAAAUCAAGAGAGAACCUUCCAGCGAGGCGGCGCCCACGUCGAGCGUAACCACCAGUGCUGUGAUGAAUGGAAACGCUUCAUCGGCCCCUGCUGCGCCUUUGCUUGCCAACGUCACCACGACGAGCAGUGAUGCGGCCUCGCCAAGAAAGAAACCACGGAAGCAGAAUAUGGUCGCCACAGAAGACAAGUAUGGCAGUAAUGUCAACAUGGAACCCGAUUCGCCGACAGACGAAGAUAAGAAAGCGAAACAAGAUGAAGCAGACGAGGAUUUGAAGUUCAUAUUACGGAAAAGACCGAAGAUCUCCAUCGUUGCUAACUACAAGAUAAAUACAAAGGCGGCUCAUAAUCAUUUCCAGCGGUAUUCUGAUGUCAAGGUCAAAGAGGAGAGAAAGCCCUCAAUACAAGAGAUAGCCAGUCAGAAGGGAAUUGUACAGAGAGCAAACGGCUGGCGGGUCCAACACAUUGCCGGGCAAGUGGAUGAGCUGAUCUCUGCUGAACAAGAAGUGCUGAAAAAGAUGGGAGAACUCAGAGAGAAAAUCCCGAAGGUUAAACCUGGACAGAAAACAAAAUUCCAGGAUGAUUUAGUGAUGUUAAACGAACUUCUUCAGGGUAAUAUUCAAAGAUCACAGCUGGUUGUUGAGCAGCUUGGAGACUCAAGAAAAUCUAUGGUCAAAGUAAGAAGAAACGUCUUUACUUUCCUGAGUAUCAUUUCUGUUGUUUAUCGUGCUAUUUCUAAUGCCAUCAGCGGGGAAGGAUUAGAUAAGGAUGUUUCAGAAGUUCAGUCCUAAAUCGACGGUAUUGAACAUAUCAGAGAAAACAACGUAUCUAAUUGGUUGUUUUUUGCGCGGGAUUAUUCAAAACUCAGCAACAACCAAUCACAGACACGACGAGAAUUACCUCAUCAGAACGGAAUGUUUGACUCGUUCCCAGACUUUCGAGCGCAGAAAUUUUUUUUGAGCGCGCGAGAAGAGACACUGUCUAGAAUACUGUUGAUUACCGUUCAUAAAUGAAGACUUGGUCUCGAAACUACAGUGGAACCCUGUUAAUCCGGUCACCAACGGGCCACAAAAAUCUGGCCGCAUUAACGGGGUG